AUGGGUCUCCUUCAACCAACUCUCGACCGUUUGCGUGCUGCCGAUCUUGCAGUCAUAUCCCGCCAAAUUCUGCAAUCCCGAUCAUUCAGAAAACCCCUGGGCAUCCUAGCUGCCUUCAGCCUCAUCUACACCCUCAACAAGGCCCUCGCGCGCUGGUACCUCCGCACAUCCUCGCCCUGGGACUGGUCCAAAGAGAUGGUCCUCAUAACUGGCGGAAGCAGCGGCAUCGGCGCCCUCCUCGUGCGCAACCUCGCCGCGCGCGACAUCAAAGUCGUCACCGUCGACAUCCAGCCCCCGCUCACCCCUCUCCCGCCCAACGCGCGCUUCUACCAGCUCGACGUGACAUCCCCCGCCGCCGUGCGGUCCGUCGCGCAGCGCAUGCGCGAGGAUCUAGGCGGCAACCCGACCGUGCUGGUCAACAACGCGGGCGUCGGGACGGGCAAGCCGCUGCUCGCGGAGACGGACGAGCAGGUGCGCCGGACGUUUGACGUGAACAUUGUGGCGCAGUUCUGGAUGGUCAGGGAGUUUCUGCCGGCCAUGGUGAAGGCGGAUCAUGGGCAUGUGGUGACGGUCGCGAGCAUGGCGAGCUUCCUGACGCUGGCGUCCAAUGUGGGGUAUUCGUGCUCCAAAGCGGCUGCGUUGUCGCUGCAUGAGGGGUUGACGCAGGAGUUGAGGUAUCGGUAUAAUGCGAGGAAUGUGUGUACGAGCAUCAUCCACCCAAUGUUCACUCGCACGCCUCUGAUACAGCUUGCGACGGCCAAGGGGGACUUUCCGGCGGACCUGCUCGACCCGGAAGACGUUGCGGAUGCCAUCACGAAGCAGAUCCUCCGUGGUAGAAGCGGGAGUUGA
Messenger RNA from Colletotrichum chrysophilum, 849 nucleotides. RefSeq lists its product as uncharacterized. The record is from RefSeq and is a predicted model, not a curated record. Gene Ontology annotation, molecular function: oxidoreductase activity, acting on the CH-OH group of donors, NAD or NADP as acceptor. The coding region runs from base 1 to 849 and encodes 282 amino acids. The transcript is spliced from 3 exons. Lineage: Eukaryota; Fungi; Ascomycota; Sordariomycetes; Glomerellales; Glomerellaceae.